This is a messenger RNA of Plasmopara halstedii, 3483 nucleotides long. Its product is annotated as Zinc finger, RING/FYVE/PHD-type. The transcript has 6 exons. The coding region runs from base 1 to 3483 and encodes 1160 amino acids. NCBI's taxonomy places the organism in Eukaryota, Oomycota, Peronosporomycetes, Peronosporales, Peronosporaceae. The record is from RefSeq and is a predicted model, not a curated record.
AUGCCAAUCGAAGCAAUAGAGAACGAAGAACAAGCACGAAUAUACGGACGUGCACGGGCAAAAGAGAUCUUUCAACCUAUGCGAUGGAAGCGUAUUGGAGCACUUCCGGACGAGGCGGCUAAACUCUAUGAAAGUACGCAACGUUCUGAUAGUCAGUAUUAUAGUUUACGAGCGGUCAAGCCAUUACAAGCUACAUUAGCUGAAGUUGAGGCAGUUUUGACGGGACAGACGGAACAAGACAAUUCACCUUCACUUCUAGCUCGACUUUUACCCCAUACAUACGUAUCUGGAGGUUCAAUUGCUCAAUAUCCGACACUUGAUCACUCGACACGAGAACGUGAGAACGUGACACUGCAAUAUGCACGAUUAAAGCCCUAUACUUCCAAGCAUAUGGGACAUCAAAAUCCAGACACUCGUCUCUCUAAUUCAGUGGAUAAUUUUAUUUUUCUUGGGUAUACUUUGUCAACAAGGUUACAACGUUCUGACACGAGUUUAAAAAAAAGUGUUGGUACAACGACUCCACGGACUUUAACUUCCGUUGCUUCGUUGUUACAUUUGUAUUAUCCAGUUCAAGCGCCUUUGUUUGCUGAAAGGAGACAUGAUUUUCGGACAGAACAUUUGGCAGAUCAUAAAUUUAGUAUCACGUAUAUUAUUCAAGAAUUAGCAAAGAGUGAAGCACGAGAAGACAAAGAAGCAUCUGUGACACUUGAAGUUGUAUUAACGUGGUCUCUUGAUCAUGAAAAGGAGAGAAGAAUGGAAGAAUUCCAUGAAAUGAAGCAACGAUUACGUCACGAUGCUUUAUGUCUUACAAGACUUCAGCCAUUGAUUCAACGUCUUCGUCAAGAAAAGAUUCCACGUAAUGUGACCGUUAAAGUACCACGUGAAUCGUCACAGACUAGUAAAACUCGUGAUGAUUUGAAUCAAGGACGAAUUUGUCAUGUCUGUAAUCGAAAAUUUGGACCUUUUCGAUGGAAAAAAAAUUGUGAAGUGUGUGAAAAGAUUGUGUGUCAUCAAUGUUUCAUUGGACAAGCGAUUGUUGGAUCACGUCGAAAGAAACGUGUGUGUACACAAUGUUCGUUACGUGAGAAGGGCAAUGGAGUGAGUCGAAAGGAUGGAACAGUCUCUGGAACAACAAAAAAUUCUUUCUCGGAAGGUUCAUCGUUUAAUGUGUUUCAAUUUCCAAAUCUUGAAACUCUUGUUCAGAAUUCAAAAAGAUCAGAGAUGCACAAUCGAACGUCAUCGCAAGCAUCAAAUCGAAUUGAAAUUGAUUUGGAUUUAGAUCCAGCAUUAGUUACAUCAAAUUCUCGAAGACGUCAACGUACUCACUCUCGUCAAUCAGAACUUUCGCAAGGAUCGCCAAUGAGUGCAACAACUUCGGUUCUUGGUGUUGGAGACACUCGUGCAGAUAGUCGACGAAAAACAGUUUCGACUCCAACUGAUUUAAUGGACAAAGACUCAAGUAUAACUCAAUCAAUGCGCACGCGACGAGCUAAGACGGUACAAUUAGCAGACACUCCAACGAAACACGUGACACGUACAUACGUCCACGGUUCGUUCUCUGCUUCGUCACAAGUGAAUACAAAGAUAAAAGACGAGAAUUCAUCAGAUGUAACGAGGAUUAAGUGUACAUCUCAGCUGAUCAAGCUCACAACGCCUGAACCUGAUUACGAGUUGAAUUUUAACUGGUUUAAUGCGUUUCCUAAAGCACCUGUGAUGCGUACGACUUACGAAAUCGAUCGUGCGAAUUAUGUGGAAGUCACUGGUCUGAAAAUUGAUGCUCGAUCGCUUGUUUUCUUACGUCAUGAUACCGAAUUAGAACAAUUUGCUCAAUUUGUCUUGAAUUUAGCAUCUCAAUGGCAUGGUUGUAGCAUUAAUAUUGUUGGAGGGUACGACGUCUACUGUUUAGUUACAGCAUCCAAUACUCCUGAACUUGACGUCGAUGACGAUGUUUUAGAACUCGAAGCGUCUCCUGUUACAUUUGAUGAUGUCAUUCCUCGAGAAGAGAGUGUGAGUGCCUAUGCUAUUCACCAUCGAGUUCCUUUCUUUGUUGCGGAGAUGGAACAUGAUCCACGAUUUCGAGCUCAUCCAUUGCAUAUAGAACAUGGUGCAGUGUCGUUCUUAAGUUUUCCAAUCGAUUCAAGACGCGACAAUUCUGAAGCGUAUUGUGUAGCCACAUUAGAUUUAUGGAAACGAAAUCAUGUACCAGCUAGUAGUCACGUUUCGAAUGAAUGGAUGGAAAACAUGACGGAGUUAAUUCACAAAAUUAGCGCUCGUCUUGAAGCAUUAGCACUGGAGACACAAGGAUUUUUGAAACCACGUGCUCGUGCUGCACAUUCAUUUAGUUCAUCAUGUGAUUCAAGAAGUAGUACAGGACGAGCAGAUUCGAUCAUUGAUAUGUAUGAUAUGGAAAAUGAAGCAGGUGGAGAUGGUCUAUCAUUUUCAACGGAAACAACAGAUCGACUUACAAGUUUAUCGUAUGCAAAAGUUCGAGGCCUUGGCUUAAAUGGACCUAAUGCUAUGACGUGGAAAUAUGAUAGCGAUAAUGAAAGCACAACAUCAAGUCAAAGUGCAAGUAGUUCCUGUAGUCAAAGCUCAAGGUUUUCAUCGCAAUUAUAUACAGCUGCAGACAUGCACUCGACGAUUGAAUCGUUACUUUAUCAAGCAUCAAAGACUUCGCAAUAUAUUAUAGCACUUGAAUGGAGUAGUUCUCGGGAAGUCGAGUCUGAUGAUGUCAUUCUUUUCAUGCAGCAAUUGAAUCAUGUACCAAGCAAUGCGUUUUGUGAGAUUGAUGGAAUCUCUUCACAAAGACGUGGGGUGUAUCGCCAGAAUCAGGAUAAAGAACAGAUUCGAAGUGUUAUUCAUCUGAAAUGUGAUUCAAAAGUCGCCGAGUUUCUGUGUAAGAAAUUUGGUAAGCAAACGCGACACGUAGCACGUGGUGAAGUGAUUCAAGUUCGGUGUAUACGCGUUUCUUCUUGUCUGAUGUCCUGGCUUUCUAAGCCUUGUGCUGAGAGUGAUGAGAAUACAGAAGCAACAACUGAGCUUCAAAUGGAGUCUCAUGUUAAAGAUGCAGUGCUUCCAAUUGCGAAAGUGAUUGGAUUUCUUGAUCUUUUAGGUGACCAAGUAGUCGAAGCACUGGAGGCUUAUGAGUUAUAUGCUGAUAAAGAUGCAAAGGGACCUCGACGCAUGACGAUGCUUGGACUUACAAAAGCUCUAUCUCGAUUAAGUAAGAAUGCUAAGCAGAGUCUUGAUUUUGAAAAGGGUAAUAAUGACGUGAAGAUCUUUAUUGAAAGUCUUCGACAGUUGUUGUCAAGACUGAUAACAAGCAAUAAUAUCGCUGUAAAGAAUAUUCCAGUUGCUCCAACGAUCCCUUUUCUCUCGUACACGGACUUUUUAGCGACUUACGUUGCUUUUCUUCCCACCAUUCAUCUAUCAACUUCAGGACGCUCGAUUUCCCAUAAUUUCAAUUUGAAAAAGAACCGUUAA